This is a messenger RNA of Tachysurus vachellii, 812 nucleotides long. RefSeq names its product chromosome 16 C11orf98 homolog (gene c16h11orf98). The transcript is spliced from 4 exons. The record is from RefSeq and is a predicted model, not a curated record. Bases 66 to 416 code for a protein of 116 amino acids. NCBI's taxonomy places the organism in Eukaryota, Metazoa, Chordata, Actinopteri, Siluriformes, Bagridae.
CUUUUAUUGAACGCAUUUGACCCGGAUUUGAAUGUAAUCGACUCUCAGACACGUUGCUCGCAAGCAUGGCUCCGGGUGGGAAAAUCAACAAACCGAAAACAAAAUUAGGGAAGAACCUUUUCAAGAGGCGGAGGGUUCUGACCAAGCAGAAGAGGAAGAAGCACCGCAUUGUAGGAGCAGUGGUGGAUGAAGGUCUCAUAACUAAACACCAUCUGAAAAAGCGGAGCACCAGCUCCAGAGCGAACAUCACCCUUUCUGGGAAGAAAAGACGAAAGUUGCUGAAACAGCUACGCCACAUGGAGAAAGAGAAAGCAGCCAUGGAUGUUGAAGAAGCACCAAAGAAGAAACCGACUCCUGCUGAAAAGAAGAAAGAGAAGAAAAGCGCUGUUGAUGUGGAGAUGAUGGAUUUGAUAUAAAACGAUUUCCCCCGCAUGUAGACCAUACAGAAUGUUCACAUGAACCAUGUGAAGACGAACUGAAAGGAUUUGAAACUUGAUAAAUACUUCAAAACCAAUCAGCAGAACUAUAUCUGAAUUCUCUCUGCAUGUCAGAGCUGGUUCUUGGAGACCAUCUUCUCUGCAGUAUGACGAUUAAACAUCAUUACAGAACGACAGCAAUGCAGAAUGCACAGUUUAAUAAAGACAUGAGGAGGAAACUGUUGGACGAUGUCGAUUAGACUGUAUUGGAGUGUAUUGGAGCAUUUUUUUGAACAAUUAGAUUCAUUAAAUCUUUUUUUCUGACCAAAAAUUAUUUUAUUCUCUUGUUUGGUUUUCUGUGGUGUGGAGACUAAUAAAAAUUCACCUUAGUGUUUA